UUCUCACGCCUAAGAUAGGAGGGAUCUCCCACAAGAAGGUGCGGACAAAAUUACAAAACCUUUUUCUACUCUUCUUCGUUCGAGAGUCUAACCACCUCCAGUCUCCACCACCGCCAGCAACUAUAUUCUUCUUCACUUCUUCUUCACUUCUUCUUCACUGGAAGUUAAGGUACGAUCUCUCUCUACUUCUUCCUGUUCUUCAUCUUCAUUAGGUAAACAGGUGUUCAAAUUUUGGUGCUAGCGGUGGGAUUUUGAAAUUAGAUAGAUGGCAACACCAGAAUACCUAUGGAGCCCCCCAUUUAGUGAUAAGAGUGCUGUGAGGCUUCCAAUCUUGGAAACACCCGGUGACAAAUCGGAGAUGCUGGAGGACCCUGGUUGGUCUCCUGGUUGUGGCUUUUUUCGAUUGGACAAUGAUCUAGCUGAACUGUACUUCAUCAAGACAAAGAACAUAUUUAUAGGUCUUGAAAGCGAGUCUUCAGAGUUUGCGUCUUUGUUGUUGCGCAUGGAAGAAGGACCAAAAGCGCCCGUAGAUGCACUUCUCUCGAUCGAAUUAGUUCAUAGUCAUUAUUUUAAAUCUGAAGAUAGAGAUACUUCGAAGAAUCGGUGCCUAAAUACGAUAGUGUCCUUCUCGGAAAGCAAAUACAGGCACAAGUUUGCUAAUUGCUUGGAACUUCAAAAAGCAAAAAGUGAGGGAUUUGUGAUUACUGGAGGGGGUUCGAAGGGUGACAAAGAUGGUCUCAUGUUUGUUGUUUAUGUGCAUAUCCUGAGAAAGAAGACAGAUCCUGGCACUUAUUUGUCAGUAGAUGCUAGGUCCUUCAUGUUAGCUUGUUAUCAUGAAGAAGUAACACGUGAAGUACAAAAGGUUUGCUUGGAGUGCGUUGCGAGUUUAGAAAAAUUCGUCCAGCUUGGUUUUCCCAAGAUGCUUCAGUUAAGAAGAAAUUAGUGGAUAUGUGUUUGGGUCCUCUUGAUAAGAGUGCAUUUCUGAGAAAAACGCGACAUUAUUGGGACCGAGUAUGCAGAGAAAGAAAAAGACUGUUAUGCUAAACUUGAUUUGAACCAGUUAAUUACAACUUCAGAGAAAGGCUCAGUUUCCUUGACGGAUGAUUUAGAAACAACCUUGAGAAAAGUAGGGCGAUACAAAAGUUGGGUCAGCAAUAUAAUAAUCAUCUUCUCGAGUAUCACAGGCACUGAAUUUUCUGAUCAACUUUUGGCUCUUGGAUGGUGCGCCAUCCAGUUGCUUUUUACCUCUUAUUAUUCCGGACUGGUGGCUUUUGAUAUCGAGAUUGAAAUUGAAAGACUUGAUAAGUUGAAAGUUGAUGCACCAUUAGUAUCACGAAAGAAUAGAUGGUGUAGAGAUAAACCUAAAGCUAAUACUGUGAUGCAUGAUGUCACACCUGCAAAUGCACCUUCACCUACCGUACCUGAUGCACCUUCAACGACCAUACCUGAUGCACCUUCAACGACCAUACCUGAUGCACAGAGCUCAGCAGAAGGCUUUGAUAACAUACUUAUUAGCACAGAGCUCCAGGAGUUAAAUAAAGACGGAUCAGUGUCGUGGAUUAAGCCAUCCGACAUGUCAGAUGGAGUUGUGAGCAGGAUCGACUGCGAUGGAGCAUUAUAUGGAAAGGAAGAUAAAGGAUGUUUAGCUGGAUAUAGUUGUGUUGUCCGAAUAGUGAAAAAUGGCAAGCUUACAGUGUUGGUGGCUAUUGCUGGUGGUGCCAGACCGGAUUCGUCGCUCGUUCAUGAAAUGCAGGGGGUCCGGUGUGGAUAUAGGCAAGCUUUAGACCGCAACCUUCAUCAAGUUGAGCUGUCCUGCGAUUGUAUUGAGACAAUUCUUCAUAUUGCUAAAGGACUCGCAAGGGAAAGAGUUGUAGGUAAAAACUCCAGAAGAUCAAAAAGGAUGACAGCAAUUAUUAAUAACAUCAUUUCACUUCAGGGCCAAAUAAAGUAUUCACGGAUGUUCGACAUGCGUAGAGGUGCAAAUGAGGUUGCUAACCAGAUAGCUCAUUUCAUUACUAAGCCAAACGAUGAGGUUCCUUUCAAACAAGCAGAUUUUGACAAAGAGGGCAAUCAGCUACCAGAGAAGCUGCAAAUAGCCAAGGAAUAUCUUGUUCAUGAUGCAAAGGGAACCAAAUACUUCCCAUAAGGAGGUUUAUUUCCUGUAGACUUAGAGAUGGAGGCCUAGCUUCAUGAAGUGUUAAUGCCUGUUUUAUUCAUGGAAUGAGGUGCUUGAACAGUAUUUUUAUUUCAAACAGUAAGAUAUGGCUCUUUAAUUCUGUGUAGGCCAUAGGGAACCCUGAGACACAUAGGUAGAAAUUAUUUCCAGGACUUUCUUUUGAGUAUGCUCAGUAAUAUUUUGGUUUAAUGCCCAGAUUUGGUUUUCUCAG
Molecule: messenger RNA, 2387 nt
Organism: Papaver somniferum (opium poppy)
Lineage: Eukaryota; Viridiplantae; Streptophyta; Magnoliopsida; Ranunculales; Papaveraceae
Exons: 8
Coding region: 266-943 (225 amino acids)
Molecular function (GO): RNA-DNA hybrid ribonuclease activity; nucleic acid binding
Source: RefSeq, a predicted model, not a curated record